UUCUUAACUUUUCUUUCGUCAAAGCAACUCUUCCAACCCUAUUUCUAUCUUCCGAUCUAAGUUUCGAAUAUUAUCCUCCGCUGUUUCUUCAACAUGCUUCAUUAAAUUUAAACCCUCAACACUUUCCUCAUUCCCCUCGUCCCCAGAUCACCAACCCCUGUUUUUAAAUGGGGAAUUGUUCAAAAACCCUGAAGAAAACAAACCCAGAUCAUAACCCUGAUAAACGUUACCCAAAAAUAGACAACUCCCAUAAAGUUGGCCGGAAAACAGAAAACUCAGAUAAAGUUUACCGGAAACCAGAAAAGUCUAUUGAUUACCGUAGAAAAGAUCAUUACGAUACCAGCAACCCCUUACCGUCGCCGUCCCCGGUGCCGUCACCGUCGCCGUUGCCGGUUGUUAGACUGUACGGUUCGCCGAAUACCCCAGCCACUUCCUACAUUCGGUUCGCGCUCCUCCACAAGCCUGUCACUCUACUUUUCGUGCCAUCCGAAACGCCCGAUUUUGGGUUUUCUACGCCAGUGAUUCAGUUCGGAUCUGACGUCAUAUCGGGGUCGCCGGUUACCAUUCUCCGUUAUCUGGAUGCCAAGUUUCCGAAGCCGCUGCUCCUAAGCAACUGGAGCACGUACAAUGAGACGACGCCGGUAGUGGUGACGGCGACGGUGCUGCAGCAUAAGAGUUUGCUGUGGCAUUUGGAGAGGAUGGUGAGGUGGGGGGAGGACUUGGCGGCUCGUGGCGGCCGGUCGAAGGGCGAUCCAGUGAUGGGUAGUGCACGGAUGGAGGUGAAGAAGUAUGGGAAGAGCUAUUCACAGUUGUUGGAGGUGAUGCUUGAACAUGCCCAGAUGGAGGAGAGGAUCGUCUUUCCAAUUUUGGAAAGGGAAGAUCGAGGAUUAUCUAAAUCUGCAAAUGAGGAACAUGCUAGAGAUCUACCCCUCAUGAAUGGCAUCAAAGAAGACAUCAAAACUAUUAUAGUCCUCGAUUCAGGGAGCUCUUCAUGCCAAGAUGCCCUCUUUAGUCUAACCACUCGCCUUAAAUCGCUACAGGAGAACUGCAAAGAGCACUUUGAAGAGGAAGAGAGGGGGAUUCUACCAUUGAUGGAAGGAACAGAAUUGAGUGAAGAGCAACAAGAGAAAGUAUUAGAGCAAUCUUUAGAUGUGAUGCCUUCCACACAUUCCCACCUGCUUAGAUUUUUCAUGGAAGGCCUUCUCCCACAUGAAGCCAUGCUUUAUCUUGACUUGAUCAAUAGAUGCACCCACAAAGACCGAUCCGCUUCCAUCUACCGCUUCUUAGUCGAAGAACAGCAUGGAAAGCACAAAGAUGCUCGACCUACCAUGGGACUGUUGUUAAAGGCCAAAUCGUAAGGUGAAUUGAAGAAAAAAGUGUGUUGGUAGUUAGGAAAUACAGUUAUGGUGGUGGUUUGAUAAGAUGGUUGAUUUGGAUUUGGAUUUGGAUUUGUAUUUGUAUGCAUGCUUUUAAUUCCAUAUUAACAACACCAACCAAGAACCAAGCGCCUGAUGAUGAUGUAAAAAUGGAUGAUUCAUUUCUUGAUGUUGUACCCCUUUUGUAUAUUCUUUUUGGCAUUU
Cynara cardunculus var. scolymus (artichoke) is the source of this 1580-nucleotide messenger RNA. RefSeq lists its product as uncharacterized. The record is from RefSeq and is a predicted model, not a curated record. The transcript has 4 exons. Bases 168 to 1358 code for a protein of 396 amino acids. NCBI's taxonomy places the organism in Eukaryota, Viridiplantae, Streptophyta, Magnoliopsida, Asterales, Asteraceae.